UUUAUCAGAUCAAAUAGGACAUAAAUACUGUGAUGUGCAGAAAUUUUUUGGUACGUGCUUAAAGUUGUGCAGGGGCUGAAGACGAUACAUGCUGUUGAAGGUUUUUGGUAAAUUUCUAAAAGAGUAAAUUCAGUCUCAAAGUUGAAAAUUCCAUUUCAAGAUGGCGGCAUUGCAGGUGUUCUCAGCGUGGAUCCUCCUCCUUGUCUAUGUCCAAGGGUCCUUGGCUUGCAAGGUGGAUUUCGAGAAGGUAGGAUGUUACCGUGAUGUAACCAGGCCGUUACCUGAGCUGAUCAUGACAGAUCGUGACCCAUCCGACAAGGAACGCUAUUCUGGUAUUAUGUUCGAUUGGAGAGACUUUGAAGGAUCAACUAGAAGUUUGAUAUGCCGAUGCGCAGCCUUGGCACGAUCAAGGGGAUACCGUUACAUUGGAAUCCAGUACUAUGCCGAGUGCUGGAGUGGCAACAAUCCAAACUUCUCACGUGAUGGUAAAGCUGACACCUGUAUGCAAAGCUACAAGUCAUUUGGCGAAGUGAUCUGUGACUUUGAUUCACCGAUUGACUGUGUUGGAGAAGCAAAGACGAACUUUGUUUACGAUCUGCUUGAUUGCCGGGAGAUCGUUGAUGUUGCAGUUCUCUUGGACGUAUCCAGCAGCAUGGAAGGACAGACUAUGAACAUCGCGAAAUCGUUCCUCAACAAUCUCGUCAAUACCCUGAACAUCUCGCGUUACGGAGCCCACAUAGGUCUGAUUACCUUCACCCACAAAGCGACUUUAAAGUUUACCUUUAAGAAUGCUCUCAACAAAGGAGACUCCGUCGAUGGCUUUAAGAACGUCAUAAACCAGAACAUAUCUGGCAUGAGGGGCAGCACGUGGCCUGAUACGGCCCUCAAGAUGGCCGACAGUAUUUUGUUCACCGAGGAAGGUGGUUCAAGGCCUGAGGUAUCGAGGUUUGUUAUAACCGUUACAGAUGGAUCGCUUCAUCAGGACUCUGUUAUUACUCCAAUCAUGCUCAGCUUACAGUCGAGAAAGAAGGUCCACCUGAUGUCUGUUGGUGUGGGUAGCGUCGUCAAUGAACGAGAUCUGGUUGCAUUGGCAUUGUCGCAGAGGCAGAAUGUCUUUAACGGUAACCAUGGUGACGCCGCUCAAAAAGUAGUUGACAGGAUCCAAGAUAUUAGUCAAGAAAACUGCAAGAAAAAGAUAACAAUUACAAGGAAUAAGUAAGACACAAGAGAGAGUGACCACUCGAGACUUCUAGACUACAACAGUAAGAUAAACGAAGAAAACUGAACUAGAUAGAGAGGGAGAUAGUCAACCACUGCGCAUGCUCAUUGCCCAAGCCCCAUACACAAAUUAAUAUGCUGUUUUGGUUUGUUCAUGUUUGCUAAGCUACUAUUAAAUGUCCACAACACUCACU
Messenger RNA from Actinia tenebrosa (Australian red waratah sea anemone), 1412 nucleotides. Its product is annotated as integrin alpha-X. NCBI's taxonomy places the organism in Eukaryota, Metazoa, Cnidaria, Anthozoa, Actiniaria, Actiniidae. The record is from RefSeq and is a predicted model, not a curated record.